CUACGGAUGUUUCCUCAGUUUACCUCCUCACAGGCGAAGCGUCGCAGCCCGAGAAACUGACAACUCAAGUACUGUAUUUUUAUUGUGUAUUUUUGUCAUUGAAACGGUUUAAACAUGGCCGGAAUCGACCCAUGCCUCAAAAAGACCUUCACCAUCUUCAACGUCUUUUUCGCGAUUAUUGGCGCCAUCAUCAUCGCACUUACUCUGCUGUGUCAGAUCCUCACCAGCGCCAAUGGAGAUGAGCUGGAAGGACGCACCUACAGCAUCAUCGCCUUGUACGUGAUGGGCGUCAUCACCAUGUCGAUUGCCAUCUUGGGAGCCUGUGGAGCCCAUAAGGAGAGCAAAGUGUGUCUGAUUGUGUUCCUGAUCUGUAUGGUGAUUGGAAGUCUGCUGAUGCUUCGAACUGGAGUCCCCAUCGCCGUCGCCCGCCCCAGGCUUGAAGGUUUGAUGGAGGAGAAAUUCCGUCAGCUUCUGCCUUUGGAUAAAGCUUCAGAAGAUGUGAAGGACAUGGCCGACUCCCUGCAGACACAUCUCCAAUGCUGCGGUCUGUUCAGCUACCAGGACUGGGAGCGCAACAUCCCCGACUCCUGUCACUGCAACGAGGAGGAGGAGAUGGAGGGACUAUGUCAGACCGAGUCCAUGUACAAAGUUCUCAUGCAGCAGAAAAGCUCCAUCUUCUCCAGGCCCUGCUUCCCCAUCAUGAUGCACUACGUCCUGAUGAUUGUUGACAUCAUGAUCGGUGUGGUCUUCAGUCUCGCUGUGCUGGCGCUGCUGGGCAUGAUUCUGUCCUCCAUCAUGAUCCACCAGAUGCGUUACCGGGCCAGCCCCACCAUGGUGGUGGUUCCCGCCGUCUUCACCUGCGGACCUCCCAAGUACCAGGAGCUGCACAACCAAAAGUCAUAAUAGAGGAACCUCCUGUGUCCUUCAGUUCAGGAAGAUUUCGCUUUUUGUUUGUUUGUUUGUUUGUUUCUUCUUGAAUUCGCUGAGGCGACUAUAUCCAAAGUGCCUUAAUUCACUAUGAGGAGAUCUGAUUGUCGGCUUGACAUGAUGAUGAAAGAUAUAGAACACACCACUGGUUUAAUUUUCUAAUGAGGAGCU
This is a messenger RNA of Scomber japonicus (chub mackerel), 1098 nucleotides long. RefSeq names its product tetraspanin-8-like. Gene Ontology annotation, cellular component: membrane. The coding region runs from base 115 to 903 and encodes 262 amino acids. Lineage: Eukaryota; Metazoa; Chordata; Actinopteri; Scombriformes; Scombridae. The transcript has 9 exons. The record is from RefSeq and is a predicted model, not a curated record.